CCCCCACCUGCGUUUUCUUAAAACCCUACUGCCAACACCAGUCGGCAAAAAGCAUUCCCAACCUUGACUGUGGAAAGAAGGCACCACUCAGGCAGGAUUUUUUUCCACGAUUUCCACUCAGAAGCCGUUUCGUGGCGGUGUCUUCCCGGUCUGUUGACGGCGUAGAACAUCGGAUAGUUGGUUGCAGGGGAUUCACUACUUCCACACGGUUUUGCCACCGAAUUCAGAACUCGAUGGCUUUUCUUCGUGAUUCUUUCCGCUCCUAAGACGGAAUAAUGCGAUUUUCAAACAUAAAGAAAGCACUUCUUCUAUCCUUUUGUGCAACGACUCAAAUGAGCAUUUCCGCCCGCGUUGUUGCGGAUGCCGCUCGUAAAGCGCUGACCGGAAAAUAGUCUUUUUUUUCGCCGUUGUACCCUGGUUCCCAUAGCUCAUUUACCUUUCAGAUCUGUCUGAACUCCAGCGCGGGUUUCUUUGUUGUCUGUGAUUCUGCGUCGUGGACGACGUGUUACUGUGGAGCUUUUGAGCCCUCUUGAACUGUUUGCAUUGGGUGUAGUCCGCUCGACAUUGAGGCAACUACGCUAUUUUUUAGUCGGUGGAUCGCCUGGGACCAAUUGCGACAUGUCAUGUGAACUCAGAAGAGAGAUAUGCCCCGUGUGUUUAGACCUUUCCCCCCCAAAAGCUGUUUAAGGUGACUGAGGAUUGCAGGAGCCAGAAACGACUGCGUUUCGUGUGAAUUCGACACAGGAGCAACACACCGACCUGCACGCAGGGGGAUCGCUUUUGGAAUAUUAUCACCGUUUUCUGUAGGACGUCGUCGUAUGCCAACUGCGGCUGCGAUCCGGUGCAGCUGAUCAUCUUCCCGAGAGGCCACUGAUCGAGUCACUUCAAGAAGACUUCCGGUUACUGUCACAUUUUCCACAAUGGGUUGCACAGGUAGCAAGGCGGCGGCUGUGAAGAAACCAGACUCUCCUGAGGACAAGCGGGAAGCAAAUGACAAGCCACAGCUGUCCACAGGCCACGCGGAAGCACUCCCUGGUGUCGUUGCCGCUGGAGGGGCACAGGACAGCAGCGAUGCGAAGAGCGCAGCAUCGCUGACAACUUCUCGAGUAGGAGGGGCGGGAGAAACGGGAGCAGCAACUUCCACGGAACCUAAAAACGCUGCGUCAAAAGAUAAGGAGAUCGAUAUUCACGAGGAUCCUUUGGAGGGGAUUGAACUGGACCCGCCUGAGGACUGUGAACCCGUCAUUAUGAAGAAUGACGUAGUUUACAGGGGAGAGUGGAGGAACGGCAGGCAACACGGAAGAGGCCAGCAGAAGCAGGCAGAUGGUGUCGCUUAUAUCGGGCAGUUCUACGACGGCCAUAUCGAAGGUUUUGGCCGUCUUGUGCGACCCGACGGCAGCAAGUAUGAAGGCGAGUUCGUACAGGGCAAGGCACACACAAGGACCAGGAACGGCAAGUACACAUUUGCAGACGGCAGCGUUUACGUGGGCCAGUGGGUUGCUGAUAAGCGACACGGCAUCGGCCGGGAAGUUACUCAAGACGGUAGCACGUAUCAGGGCGAGUACCGAAACGGCUGCAAGCAUGGUCAUGGCCGCAUGCAGUCUCCUUCCGGCGACGUCUAUGAGGGCGAGUUCAGCAAGGGUGACAUGAACGGGAAAGGACGAUAUUGCUGGCCAGAUGGGCGGAUUUACGAAGGAGAUUGGUCGAUGAGCCGCAUGCACGGAAAGGGAGUAUUCUUCUUCGUUGAUGGUCGCAAGUACGAGGGAGAAUUCAAGGACAGCAAGAUGGAGGGAGAAGGAAAGCUGACUUGGCCAGAUGGAAGCGCUUACGAGGGUGGGUUCAAAGCAGGUCUUCCGCAUGGACGAGGUACUCAUCAGGCGACGGCAGAAACGAAGCCACGACUAGCUUUAUGGACCCAAGGUGUGCGAGUAAAGUGGCUAGAUGAGGAAGAGUCGCAAGAAGAUGGAGUGCUAGAAACGAAAGAGACUGAGGGACAGUCUAAAGUGCCUUCCACACAGUAGGCUAGAAUCACAAAACAACAUGAGGAGUAACCAAAUAAAGCGAAUAAUAAAAGUUCAGUGGGGAGAAACGAGCAAGCAUGGAUGAUGUCUGACAAACAGGCAGAACUGGAUGUCAAACCGGGACGUGCGCCUGCCGAAGUUGCCACGUCAUGGAUAAUAUUUGAGGUUUUUUCCUGUGCGGAUUACCGUGUUACUUCUGGUCAGGGGGUGGACGCACCUGGUUAACUGAUAUGUUAAACGGAGUGGAACUGUAGUUUGUGUGGAGCCCUUCAAUCUGGAGCUGAGGGGGGGAGAGGAGCAGACAAGUAGACAAAUGCCACAGAUGUUGACGUGUAAACAGUGGACUGCCGUGUUCAAUACUUGAAUGGUCUGUACAGUCUCUGCCUGACAUCAGUACUGGAAGGCAUUAUGAUGUCGAACUGCACCCAGCAGCUGAGGGGUGUACUUGGGUACUCGGGGCAGCGUGGUUGUGUGCUUAAGAAGUUAAUCUGCUAAUGCUUGGCAAAGUUGCCAGUACAUCCAUUUUUGUUUGUUUGCGACCGGGGGAGGACGUCUUCACAUGAACAACUUUCCACACUUCGCUUACAGCGAUGUGCCUGGUUUCGUCUGGAUGUGCGCUUGGAAACGCCAGAGACAACAUGGUAAAGCGCUUUUAUUGGAUGCUAGUUUUUAUUGGUACCACCGAUGUUCGAGCGACUUCAUCGUGGCCCGCGUUUCCGGACCCUAUUCGGAAGACUCACAAGUAGAACGUUUCAGCGUCGUUUGUUCCGUUAGGUAGCGACGUGACAUGCACAAAGAGCUGUAGAUUCCUAGAGGCUUUCGCUGGGAUAUCUUUACCCUCACCAGCCACUACGGUGUUGACUCCGAACUGUAAUUGACAUGUAAACAUAUAUCCAUGUGCAGCCCCCGCACACUUGAAUUUUUAUUUGGUAGAACAACCACAGCCGAGAACGGGACAAAUCCGAGACUGAGCUGUUCUCUGCGUUCCAUCCGCUCAAAACCGUUUCAUGAUGAAGAGUGGUCCCAAACGUGUGUCGCAGUUUUUCGAGGUGCCGCCAGAUUCCUAAGGUGAAGGGAUGAGAUCUCUUUCCGAAACUACUGCACCUCUGGUACUGAGUGGAGCUGGAAGGUUUCUGAACAUACAUUCGUGCAUUGUUGGUUUCGGUUUCGCUGCGGUAACGUGAUGCAAUACCUCCCCUAAGCGAUCAGCGUUUCGUGCCAAUUCCAGCCUACACUGUCGUCCGCCAAAUGGUGUAUAGGAAUUUUUCCGCUCUACAUCUAGCGCUGUUUGUGACCUGUCACUCACGGACUACCAUGAGCUACAGACACCGUCAAACUCUACUAAUGCAACCUG
This is a messenger RNA of Toxoplasma gondii ME49, 3375 nucleotides long. RefSeq names its product MORN repeat-containing protein. Gene Ontology annotation, cellular component: cytosol. The transcript has 5 exons. Bases 921 to 2021 code for a protein of 366 amino acids. The record is from RefSeq and is a predicted model, not a curated record. NCBI's taxonomy places the organism in Eukaryota, Apicomplexa, Conoidasida, Eucoccidiorida, Sarcocystidae.